AAGCGUAGAGACCAGAGAGUCCAGAGUCCAGAGAGCUCUGAGCUUUGCUCUGAGGUAGUGAGGUGGAGCCUGCCUCGCCCCUCCCCCUCACCGGUCACCACUCCCCUCCGCCCAUGGCGCCCAUCUCUGCAGCCCUCGCCAUCUCCUUCCUCCCGUCCCCUAAUCGCUUCCCCGUCCCCACUACGGCCUCCUCGUCCUCGCGCAUAAAGAGGACGGCACGCUUCAGAUGCUGCGCGGAUCCUUCUUCCCAGUCCCAGAAGCAGGAUACCGCGGCCGCUCCUCCUACCCUGCCGCCGGAGAAGCCCACAAAAGAGUCCACUUCGUCUCUGCUGGGCAUUUCCACGAGCACCUGGUCUGCGGGUGUCGCUGGGCUGGGGUUCCUGGAGACUGGCUACCUCACGUACCUCAAGCUCACGGGAUCCGAGGCGUUCUGCCCCAUCAGCGGCGGAGGCUGCGGCGACGUCCUCGACAGCGACUACUCCGCCAUCUUUGGGAUACCCCUUCCCUUAGUUGGUCUGGUGGCAUAUGGUUUGGCUACAGCACUUUCUCUGCAAGAAAAUGGAACUGACUUACUCCCUGGAUUUGAUGACCUGGAUAUUCAGUUAACAUUGCUUCUAAUUGCUACUUCUAUGGCGACUGCAAGUGCUUAUUUUCUUUACAUUCUAAGCACUAAAUUUGUUGGAGUAUCCUGUUCGUACUGUUUGUUGUCAGCAGCUCUCUCGUUCACUCUACUUUUCAUCAGAGUAAAGGACUUUGGUUUUGAACGUAUCAAGAAGUUCGCUGGUAUUCAGUUAGCUGUAGCUGUCAUUAUAGCUCUAGCUUUGACAAACUCAUACAGUUCAGCUACUACUCAGUUGAAGGGCACAGAUGAUUUUGUAUUAGAACCAUAUGAAACAGAGAUAACAACUGAAUCAUCCCCAUUCGCUAUAGCAUUGGCUAGACAUUUGCACUCUAUAGGUGCUAAGAUGUAUGGAGCAUUCUGGUGUUCUCAUUGCAAUGAACAAAAACAGAUGUUUGGUCGUGAAGCUACAAAAAUUCUAGACUAUGUGGAGUGUUUCCCAAAUGGGGCAGGUAAGGGAAAGAAAAUGACUUCAGAAUGUCAAGCUGCUGGUCUUGAAGGUUUUCCAACAUGGUUCAUCAAUGGAAAGGUUCUCAGCGGUGAUCAGGAGCUUGAAGUUCUGGCGGAAGCAUCAGGCUUCGUUGCUGAGGGUACAGAACAAUCCAAGGAAAUAGCACCGAAUUGAUAUAAUAAAUUUACUAUAAUCUUGGUGGAGUCUUCAGACAUCAAUCAAUAUCCCGAAAUAUGCACUCGAGCAGUUGCAUCCGAAGGUCGCAUGGUCUACUUGACAACUAACCAUUGUAAUUUGUAGCAACUCUGCUUGCUCUGCGAGAAGAGGAAACAAACCACAUGUCCAAGGCAGCUUGUUGUACAACCAUUUUGUAGUCCUAGUUUGUACUGUAAAUGUGUAAUCCUUUGAAAACGCGCGCUUUCUCAUUUGACGUAUAUAUAAAGUACUAUGUAAUGCCAUUCCCGCUUGUAUGAAGUUUAAGUUGACACAACAGUUGGAGCGCCUUUGAUAGCCUCUUCGUGUUGAUUAAUUAUGUUAAAUGAAAUGUUUUGUA
Panicum virgatum (switchgrass) is the source of this 1623-nucleotide messenger RNA. RefSeq names its product thiol-disulfide oxidoreductase LTO1-like. Gene Ontology annotation, molecular function: oxidoreductase activity. The record is from RefSeq and is a predicted model, not a curated record. NCBI's taxonomy places the organism in Eukaryota, Viridiplantae, Streptophyta, Magnoliopsida, Poales, Poaceae. Bases 114 to 1244 code for a protein of 376 amino acids. The transcript is spliced from 7 exons.